AUGCCCACUGUCGAGAACAGACUCCUUCUCCAAGCCUUCGAAUGGCACACACCCUCGCAACCUCCCGCACCACACGAAACCCACUCGCCCAAUUCUCUCUGGUCGCGUCUCAACCGCGUCCUGCCUCAUCUCGCAAACCUCGGCGUGACUUCGAUCUGGCUACCGCCUGGCUGCAAGGCGAACAAUCCCAACAGCAAUGGAUAUGAUUGCUAUGAUCUCUGGGACCUCGGCGAAUUUGACCAGAAAUGGGCGCGCAGCACCCAUUGGGGCUCGCGGGAAGAGCUGCAGGAUCUCUUGGAUACAGCACGAAAGAGUGGAGAUAAUGGCAUUGAUAUCAUCUGGGAUGCUGUCCUGAGCCAUAAGACCGCUGGAGAUGCGACGGAGGAGACUUGGGCGGUUGAGGUGGACAAAGAUGAUCGGCGUGUGGAGACUUGCAGGCCGAGGAUGAUUGAAGCUUGGUUGAAAUACGACUUUCCUGGUCGCGAACGUGAGGGGAUGAAGUAUUCGGCUUUCAGAUGGCGCGCGGAACAUUUCAAUGGCACUGAUUGGGAUCAGAAGGCCCAGAAGAACGCCAUUUUCAAAUUGAUCGAUGACCCAGCGACGUUGCGCCCUGGCAAGAACUGGGCAGACGAUGUCACGACGGAAGAACUUGGUAAUUAUGACUACCUCAUGUUUUCGAAUAUUUACUACAAACACCCAGAUGUGCGAGAGGAGAUCCUCAGAUGGGGUCGAUGGAUGGUCACAGAUGUAGGCAUUCCGAACUUCCGUUUGGACGCAGCACAGCACAUCUCGCGAAAUUUCAUCCGAGACUGGAUCGCUGUAGUACAGGCUACAAGCCGGGAUAAGUACGGCAGAGACGCAAUGAUCAUCGGCGAAAUCUGGUGCCCCCAUGUCAGCCGACAAAUCCGUUGGCUCGACGCCGUGACACCACCAGACUCAUCCGCGGUACUCGCGUAUACCUACGACACGCCGCUCCUAAACAGCUUCUCGCGUGUCUCUGGGGACGUCCUCAUAGGCAGCCGAAACGCCGAUUUGAGAACUCUCCUGUCCGGUCCAGGUCAUCCCGACGGCCGAGCUCUAGUCUCGCUUCGUCCAGCUCAAGCAGUGACAUGUGUGAGCAAUCAUGAUACGCAAGCAGGGCAGUCGAGCUUCACGCCUAUCGAUUCGAGCCUGAAAGCGCUCUUCUAUGCAUUCAUACUACUUCGCCAGGACGGACUCCCGUGCGUCUUCUGGGGCGAUCUGGUAGGUAUUCAAGGCCCUCACGCAGAAGGACCAGCGUGUAAAGUUCCCAUCAGCUCUUCGGAGAGAAAGACGGCAUAUGAGAGCGGCUCACAACCGCCAAUGACGGAUGGCGUCCUGCCUUCGCUGAUGCUCGCCCGUCGAUAUUUCGCCUAUGGUCCCCAGAGAGACUACUUUGAUAGCAUGUCCUGCAUUGGCUGGACUCGAGCAGGGACUGCUGAUCGUCCGGGCUGCGUUGUUAUCAUGAGUAUUGCAUUGCAUGGCAUGCGGACUUAUAAGAAGAUGGCUGCUGGGUGUGCCGGCGAGCGCUGGGUCGAUGUGCUACAGAAGGAAGAGGAUAGGGCUGUUGUGUCCAACCAGAAAUGUACUCAUGUGCAAGACAACCCCAACCCGAACCCUAAUGCAGACCAAACGACGUAA
Molecule: messenger RNA, 1659 nt
Organism: Dissoconium aciculare CBS 342.82
Lineage: Eukaryota; Fungi; Ascomycota; Dothideomycetes; Mycosphaerellales; Dissoconiaceae
Product: glycoside hydrolase family 13 protein
Exons: 4
Coding region: 1-1659 (552 amino acids)
Biological process (GO): carbohydrate metabolic process
Molecular function (GO): hydrolase activity, hydrolyzing O-glycosyl compounds; calcium ion binding
Source: RefSeq, a predicted model, not a curated record